This is a messenger RNA of Orbicella faveolata, 6617 nucleotides long. RefSeq lists its product as uncharacterized. NCBI's taxonomy places the organism in Eukaryota, Metazoa, Cnidaria, Anthozoa, Scleractinia, Merulinidae. The record is from RefSeq and is a predicted model, not a curated record.
AAAGGUCACUGCAUGGUUUUAUUAUGAUCACUGUUGCUUGGUUCAGUGGCUGAUGAAACAAAUCAUGAUAAAACUGCCUGCUAUCGCAGGCUAGAAAACUGUAAGGGAACAUAGUCUGGUCCUCACCCUUGUAUAAUUAUAGGUUGACUAAAUGACCUUGCCAAAUAAUUAUAAUUUGGCAAGGUCAUUUAGUCAACCUACAUGUCUGCUCCUUGUUAAAAUAAUUUGUGUAUGAUAAAUUUUAGACUGCUGGCUGCCAAUCUUUUUUCUGAGGGUGAGACAAAUGCCAAAGGGUGGUAUUGACAAAUAGGGGUUGGUGUGAGACGAGAGUUUUCUCGCGAGUGCCACACCCAUCACGUCUUGACCCAAUCCCUUCUAGCCUGAAAUGUCUCACCAUAUUAUCCUUGCCUGAUAAUUAUUUCCGAGAGAAAAACAGACUUGCCAGCAGUCUGGAUAACUUUAAAGAUUGGCUGCCUAAUCCAAUCAAUGUUGGAUAAUAUUGGAAAUAGCGCACAGUAUUUGAAAAAGAUGGGAGAAGACAAAUGGUGAAUUCAGAGCUUUGCAAGGUGGUAAGAGUUUUUUUUUCCUGCGAGCCAGAGACUUUUUACUCUGGUUCCAAAGGUUUUAUAUUUCAUAUUUCUCAGUUACAUGUGAGCCAAAAAGCAGCCAAAACAUGAUGCUUUAUCAUUUCAGUAGUAGUGAGAGGGAAAAAGUCUUUGGGACCAGGGUGAAGACUUUCCAUCAAAGAAACCAAGACCCCAUGAAGGCAUCAUAAAAACAUGUGAGACAGGAACCUGUGACAUUUAGUAAUAUUCUGCGAGACAUAUUUUUUUUAAAGGACUGUUUGUCACCCCUGUCACCUUAAAUUAUUCAUUUAGCGGUUUGUGUUUGGCUUUCUUCGCCAAGGCAAUAAUGAUUAGUAUUCAUGUCAUCAUUAAUGUCAACUUAAACAGCUUAACUAAUCGCUGUCUGAAACGUUGGGACGCCAAGGAAUCAUUUUUAGAGCGAAUUUUGACAGUUGCGCGUGUGCAACGGUGGCAAAAUUCCAGCGUUUUUCCUGCAGGUUUUUGUAUUUUGCGAAAAAUAUGCAAAGUAUUCACACCCAAUCCGCAGGCGAAACCAUGUCGAUUUUGUACAUUUUUAAUGAAAAAAAGUAGGGAUGAUGAACCGGGCUGCAUUAGUUGAAAUUUCGUCCCCUUUUACAGGUCGUGAUGUGGAACUCGCAAGGAGAAUAUACGUGGCAAUAACCGAACACACCUUUUUAAGGCUUGUAAAGCAAUGAUUGCAUCAUUUAACACCGCGUAACCUCUUGCUGUGAAACUUGUGUUUACGUUUUGCUCUUCGCUGAUUGGUUAGCUUUCAAAAGGGGCGGGCAAGUUCGUGGCAAAAAUAACAUGCGAAUCACUUGAUUGGCUUACCAUAGUCACGUGACUAUCUCUCAGAAUAACAACAUUGAACGCGCUGUUGCCCAGAACCAAAACAUCGGCAAGCGAAAGAUUUGUGGCUUGAAACCUCGCUUAUUCGUCAACGGCGAAAAGACCAGUCACCAAUUUUUAUUCGUCCAUGAAAAUGUGAAGAUUUUUUUGCAAAUAAUGGCUUCUACUGGAACAGACGAUUUUGAAAACGGUUGGACUUUGGUCGACAAGGAUGGACAAAUUGACAUAGUGCCAAGGAAGAAUUCUGUGUCUUAUUCAAAGUCACCAUCAGGAGAGGAUAGUGUAGUUUCCACUUUGCAUUCACCCACCAAAGAUGACAGUGAGGGUGAGGCAGAGUUUGAGGUUCUUAGUGGAUUUCAGUGUGAUCCACCAUUAGAGGCAGAGAGCAUCCAGGCAGCAUUAAAAACUACUCAAGGUGAAAAUGAUCUUCCACAUCACCUGGAGUCUGAAACUGAAGAUGAGUUGGAGGCAGUUCACCAGAGCUCAUGCCAGUGUGCUGCAGAAGAUGGAAUUAUGAUCAUUUCAAAUCACUUUUGUUUGGACCAGGAUGUUUCUCCUGCUGGAGAUAUGACCGCAGAAAACCCAGUGCCUUCUACAUGUGACCAGCAAAGUCAGCAAAGUCUGGUGUCCUCUACUCUUUCCUCAGACAGUAGCGCUGAUAGUUGGCGGGAGUUGCCGCAGCUCUCAGAAAGUGGUUCUUUCCUGUUCAGCAAUGACUCAAACAGCUCAGAAGAAGAUAAUGCCAUUGAGCCUAUACCUGAAGAUGAGGAAGAAAGCCAAGAGUUUGUUGACCUAAGUCAUAAAACAGACCCAUUGCAAGAAAUGGUGGAGUCUACUUGCAGUGUGUUCUCAUUUGACAGUGAUCUGUUCAGUCCAAGUGAUGUAGAUGAAGAUGUUGUCCAUGAAGAAGAUUGCUCAGAUGUAACAGAUGUGUCUGAAGUCAGUGACGAAGACAAAGAGAGAGAUCAGGACCUAGAGAAAGUGGAAGAAGUAGAUGAUCAUCUUAUUGCAAAAAGCAGAGAUGAUGCCAGUGCAUUCCAUGUAGAUAUCCCAACCUUGUUUGUUGUUCUUGGUGUGACAACAGCUCUGGGAUUUAGCAUUGGCUAUGGGCUCAGUGUAUAUGUUAGUAACCAAGCCUUGGAAGUCUCUGGAAGCAUUAAGAGACCUGGGCCCAAGACAUCAACAUCUUCUCUUCUACUCACUUCUGAUCCAAUGGAGCCCUUGGGUGAAGUGUCACGUGAUUUCCUGGAUCAGCUGGCAUUGUGGAAAUUAGAAGGUCGUCUUGAAGCUCCACAAGAUCAAGAGCCUGAAACUGAAAUGGAAGAUCUGUUUGACACAAAAGCAUUGCAUGAAAAACUCCAGCUAAAACACUUCAAGCUCAUGGGAUUGCACGAAAGCAUGAAACAGCGCUUGCGUAUGGCCAAAGUUAUGUCAUGGUACUGGCGACUGAAAUAUGAAGAAGAAAGGUCGAUUAAAGAAGGAAGUGAACGGAGCAAAGCCUUGCAGGAGCAGCUUCACGACAUGGAGAAGUUGUACCAGCGAGAAAAGCAAAUUGCUGACUUAUGGCGUCAAAUGAACAAGAACACAAAGUUAAGACGAGCUGUUGCUGUUGGCACCAAGUUUGACAUGCAAUGGAGGGAUUUCCUGCAUCGCUGGAAAAAAGGCGAAGAGGGAAAUCCGGGUGUAAACCAUAGUCAGAUGGUGACAGAUUCAACGGAGCUUUACGAAACUCUAGCAAAGAAAGAGCUUGCUGAGAUCCCUGUUGUUCAAGACCCGGAGGUGAGUAAGGCGGAAAGUGAGACUGUGCACACUGGUAACAGUAUAUGGUUGAACUUCAGAGAUCGGUGGACUAAAGACUCUCAGAUGAAGGGACGUGUGCAAGAAAGCUCUUCAAAAAGCGAGAGGUGCGCAUCUGGGGACCCCGAAAGAAAAGAUUUGACUAAGUUCUUUGGACAAAUUUAUUCAAUGAUGCUCCCUCCUUUGUCAGCGAAGGCCGUUCCCGAACGUAGGGCAGCCAUAAAGAUACAGUCGUUUGGCGAACAUAGCGGAGAGAGUUAUAGUGAAAAGAAUUCUGAAGAAAUCUUCGAGACGAGAUCGGCAGAUUUCAAAGAAGGGGUACCCUUUGAAAAUCCACUAUUUCCAAACGGGGUAUUUUCUUCUAGCAUCAGAUGGCGACGAAUUCAUGGGAAAACAGGUGCCAAGACAAAUUUGAAAAGAGAUGACAAUAUGAAAGUGUACCCCCAAGCGCUUCAAAUCUUCCGGGGGUUAACACAUCUGUUCAUCGCUCCUGAAAAUGCAAAGGGAGUCUGUCAGCGCAUCGAGUCUUACAAAGAACUUGCGCUGAGAAAAUGCGGGAAAGAGACCGUUGUCCAAAAAUAUGGACCAGAAAGGCGAAGCGAGAAACAAGAAACCACUGGCGAUGGGCGGUUCCUGACCAAGGAGAAACAGAAACUGAGAAAUUUAUCCAAGCUCCGAGGAGAAGAGAUACGUAAACAGAGAAUCCAACGGCGCGAGUGGAAAAAGAAGCAGAGAGAAGCUGAAUCGCGCCGUAAAGUGUUAAAGCGUCUCUUGUCAGAGUUACGGCGAGAAAAGCUUCGCGUAAAGGGGGAGAAGAAGAAGUUGCGACGUUCAUGGAAAAAGUUAAAACGAGAGAGGAAGAAGAUUUACCUCGAAAGAGAACACCAUAAGAAGAAUACGGAAAAACUUAAGAAUUUCUUGGCGACAUUGAGAGAAGAAAAGCAAAAGUUUAAAAGACAGAAAGCUCAGCUAAAUGAGAAGGUGAAAAAAUUGUUAGCCAAAGAGAGGGAAAAUCUGAAGGUCAGAGAAAAAGCUUUGGAUGCUCAGAAGAGAAAAGAAGUGGAGCGGCUAAGAAAUGAAAUUUUUAAGGAGAAGAACAAGUUAAGACAUCAGAGGAAAGAAUUAAAAUCUUUACAAAAAGCCACAAAAAAGAAGUAUAGAAAAUGGUUUAAGAAACUGCGUAAAAUAAAGAGGCAAGAGCAAGAAAAAAGAAAGGCGAAACAGGCGAAAAGGAAAGAAAAAGAGAGGAAAAAACUAGAAAAAGUUGAAAGAGAGAUGCGGCGAAAGAGAGAAUAUGAAUCUGUUGUUCGAGAACAAGCGAAGUAUGAGAAAGAAAAACGUAAUAGGAAGGGAGAAUACGGAGACCAUACAGUGACAAGGGAUGAAUGGAAGAAAACGGACAAUAACUUGAAACAAGAUGAAUCAGUCGUACAUGAGAGAGAUUCUGAGAAAAAAGAGAAGAAAAGUGACCCGAGAGAGUCGUUUAGGCAGCAGUUAGAAAAUGUUAAAAGGUGGCUGUCUGAAGUACACAAAGCUGCAAUAGAGCGACAACAGAUUUACUGGUCAGGAACUUUGAUAAGACCUAUUUUAAACGCUAUCAGUGGAAGGGCUGCCAAAUCUGAAUCGUACGGAGAGGAAGCGGGUGAUAUGAAAGAUGAAGAAUUUGAACGGCGUGAUACAAACUCUGCUGAGGUAAAGGAAAGUAAACAAACUAGCCAUCGCGGGGACACGGCCGGAAGAAGCCAAUGGGAAAAUGGAAGAGUAGAGAUGAGAAAGAUCAUGUCAAAAAUGGAGAAACGCGGCUGCGAACUGAAAGAAAAUGAAAAGAGGGAAAUGGCCGUUAGUAAGACGGAGGUGGCGAAGAUAUCGGAUGAUAAAUCCCUGAUGGGCGUUACAAACUUAACGUUUGGGGCUGACUUUGUGAAAAUGCUGCUAAAGGGGAUUGAGAAGCAAAACCGCGAAGAUAAAAUGAAUCGGGAUUCCGACGGAGCGGCAGAAAGUACGACUUUUAUCAUAGUCUCUGAAGAAUCAGAUGACCACGAUUCUAGCGCCGGUUUAAAUGACGAAAGGAAAAAGUCGGGUCGAAAACGGCAGCGUUCCGAUAGCAAACCAAAGCGUCCCAAUGACAGAUUGAGGAGCCACCAGAACUGGUCGGAUAAGAACGAUGAUACUGCAAAGCGACCUAGAGAGUCGCCGCAAGGUCCGAUCGGUUCCGAAGAUAGCCAAUUGGCCUCUGAAAAUUUGUACGAACACCCAUCGACAGCGCAUAACGUUCGUUACAAAUUAUCAUCGGAAGGUCCGACGCCACCCAACGAUAUCGGAUUGUCUCUCGAAGAACGAUACGAGAGAAGAUUCGGGAUGCCGAAAAAUAAACGGAAGCCAGUAACCCCGCAAGGGCCAAUUUUAUCUGACGAGGUGCAUCAGGGGCACCCGAGAAAAGGAAAGAAGAGAAAGAGAAGGCAACGUAGCGAAGUACAGGACAAAGUAUGUAGUUCAGAUAAUCCAGAGAAACGCGAGUCCAUUCCACCCCCUGACUGGGUAUUUGAACGCGCCAAGGGUCGCACCCAUCAGCGGUCUGCCCCAUGGUAUGUUCGUCGGGCGGAAGAUCGGGAGUUCCAGCGAAGCGUUGACAAACAUGAUUCCCAGUUCCCCUGCGGUCGAAAACGCAAACACUAUAAAGGUCCUCUGGACCCUUCAUGGUUUUUCGAUCGAGCUGACGAUCGCGAAUUUCAGCGGUUAAACAAUAUACCGUGGUACACCCGACGCGCAGAGGGGCGUGAGACCGAGCGUAAGAAGGGACAGGAUUCAUGGUUCGUGGAACGCGGGUUCUACAGAAGCUACCUGCGCGAUUUAAGCUCCUGGUACAGUGAUGAAACCUGGAUGCCUCAGGGGCCGUCCAUGGAAGAACAUCGCUGACAAUAGAGGUCACUUCUGUUUGUAUUAGAACUAUAUGAACGGGUUAGUUGAGCUAUGGAAACGUUCGUUCACGGUUUUGCAAUUUAUUUAGUUUGAGAAUGGUAAGCAUUUCGCCCUAUAAGGUUAUCGUAGUUUUAGACUCCGCCCAAAACUGAAAGUUUAUGCAAUAAGGUGUUUACCACUGAAUACCCCUAGGGAUGCACAAAAAUCUUAACUUCCUUAUAGCAUAUACCGUUUUUACCUACUAAUUUAUGGUUUCUGCGUGGUUUUAAGAACCUGGGAAGACUCCUUUGCUGGUGCCAGAAAAAAAUUCUACGAACCCCCAGAAAGGGGUUAAGCAGAACCGACCGUUGUGCAACAUGUUUUCACUUUUUAUGGCAUGUCGAUUCGCGCAAAAAACAUUCUCGUCCCCAGAGGGCGCGCUCCUUUUGGUCAGCACCAAGAAUCGCGACCUCUGGUAAGGUCCGA